This is a messenger RNA of Aspergillus versicolor CBS 583.65, 1884 nucleotides long. RefSeq lists its product as uncharacterized. The record is from RefSeq and is a predicted model, not a curated record. Gene Ontology annotation, biological process: 3-(3-hydroxy)phenylpropionate catabolic process. Lineage: Eukaryota; Fungi; Ascomycota; Eurotiomycetes; Eurotiales; Aspergillaceae. Bases 1 to 1884 code for a protein of 627 amino acids. The transcript is spliced from 6 exons. Gene Ontology annotation, molecular function: 3-(3-hydroxyphenyl)propionate hydroxylase activity; FAD binding.
AUGGACGGAGAAGACAUCGAAACCACUGAUGUGGUUAUUUGUGGGUGUGGUCCGACAGGGGCUUUGCUGGCUGUAUAUCUGGGGCAAAUGUCUAUUUCCAAUAUCAUCCUCGAGAAGGAGGCGGAUAUUACCACGGACCCUCGUGGAAUAGCACUGGACGAGGAUGGCAUUCGCUUACUGCAGGGAGCAGGUCUGUAUGACAGUAUCUACACAGAAAUCGGAACGUGCAUGUACAACUUCAAUUUCAUCAGCGGAACGCAAAAGGUCCUGGACGCGCCCCCAUUUCUCUCAAUGGAUUACGGUACUACAUCUGGCGGGACAGGGCAUGUCGGCUUUAUCUGCCACAAGCAGCCGACACUGGAGAAGAAGCUGCGGAAUAAACUAGAAGAUUGCCAUUUUGCUGAUCUCCGGACACAGUCAACUGUUAUCAAAAUCGAAGAGGACGCCAACUGGAGUUACUGCACUUAUACCGACGCCCAGGGCAAAGAGCGCCACCUUCGAGCCAGAUUUCUGGUAGGAGCAGACGGGAAAACAGGGUUCACUCGCAAGCACUACCUCGAACCCAGGGGGGUUCACAUGGAAAGGGUGCAUGACUGUUUUUACGAAGAGACAUGGGUUGCCCUGAACUGGCACAUCACUCCGCCAACUCCUAAAACCCACCCUGACUUCCCCCUAUGGCGGCUCGGAUACACUGCCGGUGAGGUAUACGAUCUUUUCUUUCCAGAGAACUUUCGAUUCCUCUGCAAUCCGGAGCGGCCGGCUGUGUGUGGGAGGUUUGGACUACCAGACGACCGACUCUGGAGGUUUGAAUUUGUGGUCCGCGAUGGAGAGGAUCCUAAAGAGAUGGCCGAGCGUGAGAUGAUCAAGAGCGUCGUAUUCCCUUAUAUUACACACCGGGGAGACAAAUACGGCCUGAGCCACGACGUUCAAUUUCCUGAAGACUGUAUCCAUGUAAUACGGUGCCGGCCCUUCAGGUUUUCUGCUCGCAGCUGCAAUGUCUGGGCAAAGGACCGCGUCAUCCUGUGCGGCGAUUCUGCGCACGUCUUUCCGCCUUUCGGCGGCCAGGGCAUCGCGUCGGGAUUCCGAGACGCCGCAUCCCUUGCCUGGCGUCUAGCACUACUAUGCCGAUACCACUCGCCCGAGUCAGAGUCCUAUAAAACUGUGCUGGAAUCGUGGUACCAAGAGCGAAAGCAGCAGCUGGACCAGUCUCUCGCGUCCACCAUCCGCAACGGACAAUUCGUAACGGAGGGGAGCCCUCUUAAAAUCUUUCAUCGGUCUUGGUACUACUGGCUUGUUCAAUUGGUUCCCAGCUGGAAGCGUGAGAUGCAGCUCGGCCGACGCAAGGAUGGCCUUGUCCGGUACAGAUAUCUGAACGGUAUGCCUUUCGUUCCAGAGCUUAAUGGUGGGUUAAACGUUCCCCAGGUGUACUGUCGUGACAUGAGCGGGCAGGUCCAUUUCACAGACGACAUUAUCUUCCCGAAUCGGGGCAAAGGGCUGUUUCGGAUGUUUGUAUACUUGAAUAACAGUGCCGAGAUUGCGGGAGCAAGAGAAGUCUUGGAUGAUGUCGAAGUUUGGUCCGAGGGCGAAAUCAUGGCUGAUCAGACUCCCCUCAUUCUCGAGGACAUAGAGAGGGAGGAUGUCCUCAUUACAGGGGAAAAUCCAGUAUAUCAAGUGGCUACCGCUGAGGACUUUGCUACAUCUCCUCUUUGCGCCCGUCGUCCGGCACCGGCCUGCUAUGAAAAACACCAGCUUGGGGACAUGACCGGGAACAAGUUCGUUAUUGUACGACCAGACCGCUUCAUAUUUGCUGCAUGUAGCGGCAGGGAUGACCUGAGGAGAGCCGUGGAUAGGAUGCUGGAAGUUUUACAGAUUAAACCUACUUAG